Messenger RNA from Plenodomus lingam JN3, 3060 nucleotides. The record is from RefSeq and is a predicted model, not a curated record. Lineage: Eukaryota; Fungi; Ascomycota; Dothideomycetes; Pleosporales; Leptosphaeriaceae.
AUGACACGACCCAAAGUGCCUCCAGGUGUGUGUGUGUGUCCUACAAAAUACACUGUUGUACCCGCCUGCGCCGUAGGUACGGGCAUGUACCAGCACUAUCCCUCCUCGACUACCACAUACUCUACUACUCUACUACUCUGGCUGUAUCCGUCCAUGUUCGAGGCCCUGUUGCCACUUGCCCCGCCCUCUCCCCCUUCCCCCCUGUUGCCGCUUAUGUCGGACACGCCCUUCCCUUUCCCUCUUCUUCCUCUUAUCCAAUACGAGCACCAGCAUCGGAUGAACACUUCCGAGCUGGGCGUGCUGGGCGUAGUUCCACCACCUGCACGGACUUGUCGAGACAUCACCAUACGUGCAUCGUGCAACGGUCUCUGCCCUUGCAACACAUGUGACAAAGUGAGCAUCCACCCUCCCUCCUCUAUAAUCCAUAUCCCCCUCACUACUACCACUACCGGCACUGACCAAGAACAGCGCAAGUUCACCUGUGUCUACUCUGACCGAGAUCCCACCUCCCCUGGCCAUUCCAGCAGACCACCAGCCAAAAGACGGGCAGUCGACGGAGACAGCGAUGGGACACACGCACGCGACCAAUCUACAUCAGAUACGCCUGAAAACGCUUUCAACAAUGCGUCACCGAACGCUUCUCAGAGACGCAGAUCAUCUAUCAACCCUCAGCCGUUGAUCGAAGAGCAAACUAGUUCUUCCCACAAAACGCCAAGGCCGACCGUGGAAGCUACCAACAACAAUCCAGUCCAGCCGUUGCCCAUAGCCCAAGCCAAUGGAGAGGCUCAGGGGGUCCCCUCUCGGGGCACCACCGUCCUAAGUGCAGACGAGGAAGCCAUCAUCUACAGUCAGAGUCGAAUGCUGCAGGAUCCUACCGGUCGAGUGCUCUACAUUGGCGACUCCGCAACUUUGUCCUUCCUCCAGCUGCUCCGCAUGAUGGUCGAGACAGUUGCCGGUCCAUCCCCUUUUACCAACGACCCUCGUCGACACAAGAUAGUCGAGGGUCAUUACUCCCUCCCUUCUGGCUACCAACACAUACACCUUCUUCCCGAUUUGCAGACUGCCACGAUCCUUGUCGAAUCCUUCUUCGUCAAUACCCACGGUCUGCUACAAGUCUUCGAGCGGGAUCGCUUUCUCGAGCAUCUCAAUAAAUGCUACUCUGACCCACUUUCCGUAGAGCCGUCUUCACUGUGUCUCCUCAAUCUAGUCUUUGCUAUUGGACUGACAAUGGCAACACCACUCUCUGGAGGCACCGAGGCUUUCAUCAUUGACAAACUUCGGAGCGAGCAUCUCGAUCGAGCCGAGGUAUUCUAUCUAAACGCCAAGACUUUUUGCGAUCCUAUGAACGGUUUGGAAGACCAAGACUUUUGGUCGGUGCAGGCGCUGCUAUUGAUGGCCGUGUACCUGCUUGCAAAGUGCAAGCGUAACGCUGCGUUUGCAUUGAUUGGCAUGGCCGCCCGGUCAGCGCACUCGAUGGGUUUGCAUAGGGAGGAGACCAUGGUCAUCUUCAGCCCAGAGGAGCAGACACAGCGGAAGAACCUGUGGUGCUCCAUCUUCGUGAUUGAUCGUCUGCUGUCAUGCUCCUUGGGUCGACCGACGGCCAUCUCGGAAGACGAUUGCUCGGGCAACGCUCUUCAGCCCCCAGAUCAGGUCUUCGAACAGCCGUUCAACAUGGGCGUCUACUCGACGUCGGACUAUAAUGAGACUGGACCACCUGCACUGGAUGCUGCCGUGCGAAGUUGUUCCGUGAUUGGCGUGAUUCUGCGAAAAGUAUACCAGCAACGCAAGAUCAGCACUCGCCUUGCACAGGAAAUUGCCGAUGUUUGCAAGUCCUGGCCGCGCGCUUUACCUCCGAUAUUGCACUGGCGACAGGCGGCUAACGCUUCUCCAAGCCAAGGUGUUGCUAUUCUGCACGUCAAUUUGUUCUACUGUCAUUCCAUCAUUCUCCUGACUCGGCCCUUCUUUCUCUACAUUUUGAAUUUGGAGACGCGACGACAUGUAAACCAGAACUCUACAAGAGGACCAAGGCCGUAUCUUCGCAUGGAGAAGUUCAGCGAAGCCUGCGUCAUCGCCUCGACCCACACCAUUCUUCUUGUUCAAAAUGCCCUCGAUGCAGGUCACCUCUCGCGACGCAAUCCAGUCGUCGUUUACUUCCUUUUUGCGGCCUCUCUUGUCGCCCUCGCCAAUGAAUUCGCAGGCCUCUACAAAGUCGAUGCAUCCGAUACCUGCAUACUCAACGCCGUGACCAUCAUGAACUAUUGCGCCGAAAGUGAUCCCCAAGCCAGCCGUCUCGUCUACAUUCUCAGCUCCUUUCGUGACGUUGUUGCACAACAGCGGUUACGGCGCAAGCAGUCACAAAAUGACAAUGCCACGUUGCCUAGUAUCGCAUCGCAGCUCUAUGGCGUGACCAAUUCAGGGCAAACACAGACACAGACAACCCAAAUCAAUAGUGUUGUUGGGGGGUUGCCAACCUCCACAGGCUCCAUGAAUGCAACUCCGAGGCUCCAUCAAGUGCCCAUACACAUUUACCCAGGCAUGCACACGGCGCCUCUUCCAGACCCCCAACCCCCAACUUUCCACCCCAUCAACGCGCCUUCGGCCCACCCCGACAACCAUGAGCAUGCGCAAUCACACAGCCACCGACCCGCCCACUCGCAAGACUUUUCAGUUCACCUCUCUCCCAUCCAAGAGCCACCGUCUGCGACAUCUCCCUUCUCAACAUCCCCUCACGCCGCCUUUGCGUCACCGUCUAAACCGCCGUCUCUAUCAGCGAUGCUGGACUUGUCGGCGCUCGAUGCCACGCGUGUGCCUAGUUUGCAUAGCGAGGAGAGUGGAUUGGCCGAGCAGAUUGAUUUUGAUGCCUUGUGGGCGUGGCCGAGUAAUACGCCGGCCAUGGGAAGCCCGAGGGAAGAUGGCGGGAGUAUGGGUAUGGGCAUGGGCAUGGGCAUGGGGAAUGGGGAUAGGGAUCGGGAAAGGGAUCGGGUGCAGGGGAUUAGCGAUAGUGUUGUUCCCUUGUAUGGAGUUACUCGGGAGACAGUGGUGGGAGGCAUGGAUGGAUAG